AUGGACGACCACUUCAUUUACCCAUCCCAAGCGACCUACCCCCACGGCGCGACGAUGUGCACCCCGGCCUGCUACCUCCUCGCCUGCGGCAUGCUGGGGGACUACGGCGUCCGCAUCCCGCCCACCCGCGCGCAGAUGGACGUCAUCAUGACGGUCGCCAGCCGGACGCAGAAGAUCCUCAUCGAGGGCAGCAACCAGCAGGAACGGCUCUUCUCUGUCUACCACGUCUUGGAAGCCAUCGAGUCCCCAACGGGAGUGGGGGCGACCGAGGUGAUGGGGACCGUCGACGCGCUGCCCGAGGGCUUCAUCCAGGGCUUCGAGGACGAUGGCGACCGCGGCUGCAUCAUCCGUGACCUCGGAACCGCCGUCCGCUCCCUGCGGCCCAACCAGGCCCUCCUCGUCACCGCCCACCACCACACGACGGCGCUGCUCAGGCCCGCCGGGGAGGACAGCGCCUUGUGGCACUUCGACCCGAUGGUCGCAAGGCUGCUCCGCCUCCGGAACCCGGAGGAGGCGCUGCAGCUCAUAACCACGACCAUCCCUUCCAAGGAAUACGCGGGACUACUAGUUUACCAAAAAGGAGAUGCAAGAAGUACACCAGGCUCUUUGUCUACAGGAAGGCUGAGAUGA
Messenger RNA from Guillardia theta CCMP2712, 630 nucleotides. RefSeq lists its product as hypothetical. The record is from RefSeq and is a predicted model, not a curated record. NCBI's taxonomy places the organism in Eukaryota, Cryptophyceae, Pyrenomonadales, Geminigeraceae. The transcript has a single exon. The coding region runs from base 1 to 630 and encodes 209 amino acids.